This is a messenger RNA of Aspergillus luchuensis, 1533 nucleotides long. RefSeq names its product cytosine permease (gene FCY2). Gene Ontology annotation, biological process: transmembrane transport. Gene Ontology annotation, molecular function: transmembrane transporter activity. The record is from RefSeq and is a predicted model, not a curated record. NCBI's taxonomy places the organism in Eukaryota, Fungi, Ascomycota, Eurotiomycetes, Eurotiales, Aspergillaceae. Gene Ontology annotation, cellular component: fungal-type vacuole membrane; plasma membrane. The transcript has 3 exons. The coding region runs from base 1 to 1533 and encodes 510 amino acids.
AUGUUCGGAGGAGUCGAGUCCGAUCUCGAAAAAGCCCCCCAGGUGGGCAAAACGCCCAUGGAUGACAGCAGCGAUGGCGCUGUCCCUGGGGAGAGUUUCAUGUACGGCAAUUCGCUGUACGCAAAGCUGCAACGGUUGGCGGGAAAGCUCAAUAUUGAGCAGCGAGGUGUCGAACGUGUCCCGGACAAUGAACGGACUGACACGUCGUACUUCAAUAUCAGCAGCAUGUGGCUGGCGGCCAACAUGGUGAGCAGUUCUUUCGCUAUCGGCGUGCUUGGUUACUCCACCUUCGCUCUCGGCUUCGUCGAUGCCAUCCUCGUCUGCUUCUUCUUCAACCUGCUGGGUGUCUUGACCGUCUGCUGGUUUUCCUGCUUUGGUCCCGCCUUUGGUCUGCGCCAGAUGGUGCUCUCCCGGUUCUGGUUUGGUUAUUGGCCUACUAAGAUCAUUGCCCUUCUGAACGUUCUCUCCUGUUUGGGCUGGUCCGCCGCCAACUCCAUCGUCGGCGCCCAGCUUCUCAAUGCGGUGAACUCCGACGUUCCUGGAUUUGCAGGCAUCUUGAUCAUCGCCAUCUGCACCCUUUUUGUCACCUUCGCUGGAUACAAGGUCGUUCACCUGUACGAGUACUACAGCUGGAUCCCGACCUUCAUUGUCUUCAUGAUCGUCUUCGGAUUGUUCGCCCACUCCGGUGAUUUCAGGAAUCUCCCCAUGGGAACUGGAACUUCUGAGCUCGGCUCUUGCCUGUCUUACGGUGCGACUGUCUAUGGUUUCGCCACUGGCUGGACCAGUUAUGCCGCCGAUUACACCGUCUACCAGCCCGCGGACCGCAGCCGUCGCAAGAUCUUCUUCGCCGCCUGGGGAGGACUGAUCCCCCCUCUUCUCUUCACCCAGUUCCUGGGUAUUGCCGUUAUGACCGCCACUUCCAUCAACGGCGGAGACAACAAAUACGCCUUGGGUUACAACCAGUCUGGAAAUGGAGGUCUGUUGGGCGCUGUUCUUGAUCCCGUCGGUGGAUUCGGCAAGUUCUGUCUGGUGAUCCUGUCUUUGUCCAUCAUCGCCAACAACUGCCCCAACAUCUACUCCGUUUCCUUGACUCUCCAGGUCCUGAGUCGCUACUCUCAGCGCGUUCCCCGUUUCAUCUGGGUCCUUCUCGCCUCCGGUGUCUCCAUCGCCGUCGCCAUUCCCGGUUACUCCCACUUCGAAGAAGUCCUGGAGAACCUGAUGGACUUCAUCGCCUACUGGCUGGCCAUUUACUCCGGUGUCGCUCUUGCCGACCACAUCGUUCGCCGUGGCUUCUCCGGAUACCGCCCCGAGACUUAUGACAAGCCCAACAAGCUGCCCUAUGGUAUCGCCGCUUGUAUCUCCUUUGCUUUCGGUGUCGCGGGUAUGGUUACUGGUAUGAGCGAGACAUGGUACACAGGUCCCAUCGCCAAGCAUGCUGGUAAUGGUGAUGUCGGUUUCGAGUUGGCUCUCCUCUUUUCUUUCGUCAUGCAUUCCGUUCUGAGACCCAUUGAGCUGAAAAUGCUGGGUCGGUAA